AUGCGUGGACGAAUGAUGGUUGCGGCGUUGACAAGGCGUCCGAUAGUAAAAGUCGAAAAGUCAAUGCAUACAAUGCUUCAGACACAGUUGGAAGCGAUUUACGUUAAAGUGACGGACAUUUCAGGGGGCUGCGGCUCGAUGUUUGAUGUCGAAGUUGUGUCACCACAUUUUGCGGGUCAGUCACGCGUCAAACAACAUCGUAUGGUCAAUCAGAUUCUUAAGGAAGAGAUCAAGAGCAUGCAUGGCCUCACCAUUAAAACUAUGACGCCAGAGCAAUUUCAGACCAAGUAG
Molecule: messenger RNA, 291 nt
Organism: Plasmopara halstedii
Lineage: Eukaryota; Oomycota; Peronosporomycetes; Peronosporales; Peronosporaceae
Product: BolA (bacterial stress-induced morphogen)-related protein
Exons: 3
Coding region: 1-291 (96 amino acids)
Source: RefSeq, a predicted model, not a curated record